Messenger RNA from Diospyros lotus (date-plum), 3248 nucleotides. RefSeq names its product cyclic nucleotide-gated ion channel 1-like. The transcript is spliced from 8 exons. Bases 976 to 3117 code for a protein of 713 amino acids. The record is from RefSeq and is a predicted model, not a curated record. Gene Ontology annotation, molecular function: monoatomic ion channel activity. Gene Ontology annotation, cellular component: membrane. Gene Ontology annotation, biological process: monoatomic ion transport; transmembrane transport. NCBI's taxonomy places the organism in Eukaryota, Viridiplantae, Streptophyta, Magnoliopsida, Ericales, Ebenaceae.
AAGACUAAAAUCUGGCCAAAAACAUUCGAGACUCGGAGGAAGACUCGGAAGAGCGAGUCACUGCCCUAGAAGAAGUCACCGGGAACUUUCGCGCCGAAGCUGUCUUCAAUGGUUCAACCUUUCACACCUGCCUUGAAAACUCCGCUGUUUUCCAACCAUAUGGUAGACUCGAGCGUCGACUGCAAUUUCAUUUCUCAGGUCAACUGUAUGGACUUUCUAUAAUUGUUUUUAUUGCUAGGUCAUGGACUUGAUUUGUGCGAGCAAAUUCAGCGUUUCAUUGUCCAAGCGUAGUCUUUAGCGAAAACAGGAAGGAACAGGGUGUUACUGAGAAAUUUGACCGUGAAGUUUUUAAAAGCCUGUAGGCGACUUUUGAGAAAGAACAAAAACAUGUUGAGAUUUUUGUCAAUAUCUGUGGGUUUGUGUUGAGCCAGUGGGGGUACUUCCGUGAAGGUUUUUGGCAGUAGGCUAAAUUGGCUUGUAUGGUUUUCGAAUCUUUAUAUAUAUGUACAUGCAGUUAUUACCGACUCGAGGCUGGUGGCUCUGUAACUACGCAGGGAGCUAAUUAAUUGAUCUGCUCUGCUAAGAAGAAAUAUAUACUGUGGAAAUUUUGGGACAUAAGUGUUAACAGUUGCCUUAAAACUGCGUUUUUUUACAGCCUCCUCACUGUCUGUUCCUGUAAUAGGAGCUUAGAUAUUGUUAGUGCUUGGUUUGUUCAAAAAGUGGUUAUGAUCUUUUCCUUUGAGAUCAGGCUUUUGCAGUUUGUACUGCAUGGUAUGGUCAGCUUACAUUGCUGUUGUGAAAAAAUGAGGUGAUCUGGUGUUGAGUUUUUUUUAAUCAUAAUAUAUCCAGGCAUUAACAUCAAUAGUAUGUUGAUGACGUGUUGGUAAGCAUUUGAGCAUGUGAAGAACCGCUCAGUUUCUAUCAGUAACACAGAGGACGACCUAUUUUGAACUUUCUCUCAUGUGAGCUGAAACUAUGAAUUACCAGCAAGAGAAGUUUGUGAGGUUUCAGGACUCAGAACCAGAGAGAAGUACCGAGGAACAGUUCUCUAAAAAAGAUGGAGUGGCUUGGGGGAAUAUCAGAAAAACAACAGAAUCAGUCAGUGAUAGGGUUCGAAGAAGUUUGGAAUAUGGUUCUGAAAGGAUUAGUAGAUUGAAAAGAUUGUUGGGAGCCUCUUCUUUUAGUAGAAUUGUGGCUAAAGGCUUGGGUCCUAGGACAACCCUUGACCCACAAGGAUCAUUCCUUCAGAAGUGGAACAAGAUAUUUGUAUUAUCUUGUUUCCUUGCUAUCUCUUUUGAUCCUCUGUUUUUCUACAUACCCGUGAUUGAUAAUCAGAAGAAGUGCCUUAACUUGGACAAAAAGUUGGAAAUCACAGCUAUUGUUUUACGCUCCUUUACUGAUAUCUUUUAUGUUAUUCAUAUGAUCUUUCAAUUCCGGACUGGUUUUAUUUGUCCCUCUUCUCGAGUGUUUGGAAGAGGUGUUUUAAUUGAGGAUGCUUGGGCUAUAGCAAGGAAAUAUUUGUCCUCAUACUUCUUAAUUGAUAUCCUUGCAGUUCUUCCUCUGCCACAGGUGGUUAUCUUAUUUAUCACCCCAAAUAUGGAAGGAUCAGAAUCUCUGAAUACAAAGAAUUUGUUGAAGUUUGUUGUUUUCUUCCAGUAUAUACCAAGGGUUCUUCGAAUUUGUCCAUUGUACAAAGAAGUCACAAGAACUUCUGGCAUACUCACUGAGACCGCAUGGGCUGGAGCUGCAUUUAAUCUCUUGCUUUACAUGCUUGCCAGUCAUGUUCUUGGAGCCUUUUGGUACUUGUUUUCUAUAGAACGAGAAACUACAUGCUGGAGAGAGGCCUCUAAGAAUAAGAAUCAGACUCUGUGUGCUGAUUUGUCAGUUUUCUGUAGAGGUAAUCUUGGAUAUAAAACGUUUCUGAAAGAAUCCUGCCCCAUAGAGACCAAAAAUGCUACAGCUUUCGAUUUUGGAAUUUUCUACACUGCACUUCAGUCUGGUGUUGUUGGAUCAACAGAUUUUCCAAAGAAGUUCUUUUACUGCUUUUGGUGGGGCCUGCAAAAUCUGAGUUCUCUUGGUCAAAACCUUGAAACAAGUACCUAUGUCUGGGAAAUUUGCUUUGCAGUUUUCAUUUCCAUCUCUGGCUUGGUGUUAUUUUCAUUCCUUAUCGGAAACAUGCAGACAUAUCUGCAGUCCACAACAAUAAGAUUGGAGGAAAUGAGAAUCAAAAGGCGAGAUGCAGAACAGUGGAUGUCCCACCGUUUGCUCCCUGAGCCUUUAAGGGAGCGAAUUAGGCGACAUGAGCAGUACAAAUGGCAGGAAACUAGAGGUGUUGAUGAAGACAAUCUGGUACGUGUUCUUCCAAAGGACCUCCGGAGGGACAUAAAACACCAUCUCUGUCUGGCUUUGCUUAUGAGAGUGCCCAUGUUUGAAAAAAUGGACGAGCAGCUGUUGGAUGCAAUGUGUGAUCGCCUACAACCGGUGCUCUACACAGAAGAUAGUUUCAUCGUAAGAGAGGGGGACCCAGUCGAUGAGAUGCUCUUCAUUAUGAGGGGGAAGCUGUUAACUGCAACAACUAAUGGUGGAAGGACUGGCUUCUUAAACUCGGACUAUCUGAAAGAGGGUGACUUCUGUGGAGAAGAGCUGCUCACCUGGGCUCUUGAUCCCCAUCCCUCGUCUAACCUGCCAACCUCGACCAGAACGGUCCAAGCCCUCUCUGAAGUCGAAUCUUUCGCCCUGAAGGCAGACGACUUGAAGUUUGUCGCCUCUCAAUUCAGGCGAUUACACAGCAAGCAGCUCCGCCAUACUUUCAGGUUUUACUCACAGCAAUGGAGAACUUGGGCGGCUUGUUUCAUUCAAGCAGGGUGGCGGCGUUAUUGCAGAAAGAAGCUGGAAGAGUCUCUCCGGGAAGAGGAGAACAGGCUGCAAGAUGCAUUGGCUGAAGGCGGCGGCAACUCACCAAGUUUGGGCGCCACCAUCUACGCUUCUCGGUUUGCCGCCAAUGCUCUCCGCGCCUUACGGCGCACAAGCGGCCGGAGGGCGGCGUUGCCGGGGAGGAUGCAGCCUAUCCUACUUCAGAAGCCAGCAGAACCAGAUUUUACUGCUGAAGAUAAUUAGUGUAUGUUUGUAGUUCAGAGUACUAUAACCUGUCUUGUUUUUCUGUAAUAAAAUGUGAUAUUGAGAACAGUUUCACUAGUGUAUAAGGUGCAUGUGUAUAUAUAUACAUACAUAUAAUUUGUUGUAUUAAA